Columba livia (rock pigeon) is the source of this 5066-nucleotide messenger RNA. RefSeq names its product transmembrane protein 65 (gene TMEM65). Gene Ontology annotation, biological process: regulation of cardiac conduction; cardiac ventricle development. Bases 258 to 1250 code for a protein of 330 amino acids. NCBI's taxonomy places the organism in Eukaryota, Metazoa, Chordata, Aves, Columbiformes, Columbidae. Gene Ontology annotation, cellular component: mitochondrion. The transcript has 8 exons. The record is from RefSeq and is a predicted model, not a curated record.
GCCGCCCCCGCCGGCCGCCCUGCGCCCCGCCCUGCCGCCGGCACGGGGCCAUGGGCGGCAGCGGCUGAGGCGGCCCGAGCGGCGCGGAGCGAAGUGAAGCGAAGCGCCGGGCGGGACGCGGCGCCGCCGCCGCUUUGGCGGGAGCGGCCGCGGGGCGGUGACUGGGUGCGGAUUCCCCGGCCCCGCUGAAACCGGCCCGGGGGGACUUCGCGGCGGACGCUUGUGGCGGCCCGAGCGCCGCGCCCUUCCCCUGCCCCAUGUCGGCGUGGCUCGGCCGGGCGGCGCUGCUGCUGGGGCGGCCGGGGGGCCCCGGCGCUGCCGGCGCACCCUCCUCCUGCCUGGGCUCGCUGCGGGGCCCGCCGCGCUGCUGCUGCCGCCGCCGCCUGGGCAGCCUGCGGGGCGGCGCCGAGGGGCAGCUCCUCCCGCGGGGGUCUGCGCCGCCCGGGAGGGCGCUGGGCACCCACCCUAAGAAGGAGCCGAUGGAGGCGCUGAAUACGGCACAGGGAGCCCGCGACUUCAUCUACAGCCUGCACUCCACCGAGCGGAGCUGCCUGCUGCGGGAGCUGCACCGCUUCGAGUCCAUCGCCAUCGCCCAAGACCCCAUAUCAGCUAGGGGAAGCUGUCAGCAAUAUGGGGAGACCUGGGCACAUCAAGAACCAAACGGGGCCUGUCCCUCAGCCCAUUCCCAGCCCCACCACCAGAAGGAUGCAGUUCCAUCAACUAAUCGCCCUAGCGCGAAAUAUGACAGGACACACUAUCUGUGGCCUCCGCUAAUGGCAGAGGCUGCAGGGAAACCCAGCCUUAGCUGCGGCAGCUACGCCGAAGGACGGUCCUCAGAGAAGUUGGAGGUUGCACCACCAUCUCCAGGACAACUGAGACAUGUGUUCUUCCACAAUGCAUUACCUUUUGUAGGGUUUGGAUUUUUGGAUAAUGCAAUUAUGAUUGCUGCGGGAACGCAAAUAGAAUUGUCAAUUGGAGUUGUCCUAGGAAUUUCAACUAUGGCAGCUGCUGCUUUGGGAAACCUUGUUUCAGAUUUAGCUGGACUGGGCCUUGCAGGUUAUGUAGAAGCUUUAGCUUCACGACUGGGCCUGUCAAUCCCUGACCUGACACCCAAACAGGCCGAUAUGUGGCAAACGCGUCUCAGUGCACACCUGGGCAAAGCUAUUGGAGUGACCAUUGGCUGCAUUUUAGGAAUGUUUCCUUUGUUGUUCAUUGGCGAUGAGGAAGAAAAACUGGAAGAAAAAAAUUAACCUUUUUACAAGACAUAUACAAAUGUAAACUACUGUACCUCAAUUAUUCAAUUACGCUGUCAAUAUUUAGGAAUUAACAGACAGUAAAAAAUGUAUAGACUUGGGAACAAAACCUUCAGCAUGUCGUUUUAUGGAAACACUAAUUUAUUGUGGCUUUGUUGUGUUCAGUACUUAUUUUUAUAAGAUAUCAUCUAACUUUUUAUUUAAUUGUAAAUUUUUGAAGUGUUUUCACUUAUGGCAACUGAUGUUUACCACUCUCCCCUUUGACCUUAUUCUUGAAUGGAUUAUUACUUUAAUAAUCCGCCGUGGAUGACAGCAUCACUCGAGUUGCAUAUUGGUUGCUUAACAGUUGUAACUGCAUGACAAAUCUCACUGCUGUUCAUCAGGUCCUUCAAUGCAGAUUAUUCAGGAGGUCAGUGAUGUGAAGUCCUUCACUUUGCAGGGUGACUGGUUGCCCCCCCAGCCAUCAUUUUGCACGACCUUUAGAUAUUUCAGUGACCUACGACAGUCUAGUUUGCAGUUUUUUCACUGUCUCUGAAUUGUAUUCUGAGAUGAUCAUUUUAAUGCUUUGACAAGGUAAGUGUUUCCAGUGCAGGCUCCCUACCAAGUCCAUUUUGAAGUGGUGUUUUAACACCUUCUCUACUUUCAUAUUUGUGCCUUUUUUUUUUUCUCCUUUGUAAACAAUAUUUUGAGAAUUAAGUUGAGAGAUCCUUAAAGUUGUCAUCCUGUGUUUUGAGUGUGGCAUUAAAGAAUUCAGACCAACUGUUUCAAAACCACAACCAACUUUUUCUGUUGUUCUGCUUAAAAUGAGGUGUGGAUAGUUGAUGGGGUGGCUGAGGCUGGGGAACACUUCAGGGUAUGAAGGAUUGCUGGCAUUGCAAGUUCAUAAUGGGUGGUUCAAUUGAAACAAUAGUGUGGCAUCAGUCUGGAUUAGAGGACCUGAUUUGCAGAUUAUAACUUUGUAUUUUAAGAUUAAACCUUUGCUAUUUUUUUUUUUUUUAAAUUUUUGCUGUGAGACAAUUAGUAAAAAAACCCCAAGCAACAAGAAAGGAGACGCAAGGCCUUUUUACUUUUUUUGCCUUUUAUUUUUGCAGUCUUACUUGGUGCAUUAUGGAUCUGACAGCUCAGUCACAUGUAACUGCGCUUUUUUUAUAUGGUUAUGAAUAAAUUGAUUACAACUAUCAAAUAUUCUUAAUAUUUCAGGAUCUGACUUGCCAGCGGCAUAAUGCUAAACUGAUAACUCUUACUUAAAAGAGAGGGUUUCUUAUCUGCUUGAAUACCAUUUGGAGAAGACACUAAAUAGAGAGGCACUGGGCACUUUGGAAGUUUUAGUGCUGGAAUUGUUAGCACCUCUCAAGUCCCAAAUGACUUUUAUUUGCUGUAGGAAAGCCUUAUUGUAACAUGUAUGUUUUAUAUAGCUCAUUGCUUAUGUCUCGGUCAUAAACCAGAUUUCUCUGUGUUCAUUUCUAGCAGCUCUUUAACAGCAGUACUGAACUUUGACAUCAAGCUUUAAUGAAGGUGACAGUGUUGUAUCUGGGUUUGGAAAAGCAGACUGUGAAACCUUGCAGUGAGUACUUGUAGUAGCCUUUACUGUACUCUGUAAAUGAAACCAUGAGAAUCUGGACCAAACUGUAAAACUGAAAGAAAUCUCAGCCGGACAAGAAUAGAACUGUAAUGCGGAUGAGUUUUGGAUUGCAUUUUCAAAGCUGGAAGCUUCAUUAGAGGAAAACAAAACAAACCACACAUAAUAAAAAACCCCUCCAACUAGAAAAAGAGAAAAAAAGAACCACAAAACCCACUAUUUCUAGAAAAUGAUGCACUCUUUCCCCAACAGAUUGCUGCUGGUUUACAGUACUUCAGUGAUUUUUCUUUUUAAUCAUCCACUCAUUUGUCUUGCCUUAAACUCUAACUUCACUGCCUCUGUAUGUACUUUUAUUUCUGUUAUGUUUCUAUACAGAGCUCUAAGUAUUUCCCAUGUGUUCUUUUUUUUAAACUGAUGUACACAUUAAAACAAUUUUGUGUAGCUUUUUUUGUAGCUGUUUUUGCAGUAGUUCCAACACUGUUUCCCAUUACGACACUGGCAUCUUCAUUGGAAUCUUCCAGUAGAGGCCUCAGCUCUCUGCUUUGCCAUCAUACCAACUGGAACGCUGUUUUCAUCACGUUUUUAGAGCUCAUGAGAACAGUCAGGAGGCUCUGUCAGCUCUCAUAGUUAAUGUUUAUUUUUUAAUUGCAAAUAGGAGAGACCCUGUACUAUUGUUAAAUAGCUUGUGCAUGUAAACUGAGUACAUUUUGUUGCUGUAUGUCAAACUUGUAACUGCAAACAGUGCUUUUAUCAAAAAAAUUAAUGAACUAAAAUAUCUUCAAAGAAAUUAAUCAUGUGUUGUCUUGUUAAACUGUUCAGCUGACCACGAGAAUGUGGAGGGCAAGUGACACAUGGUAAGAAAUCUUGGGUGUUUCAGGCUGUUGUCUGGUAUUGUAAUGAAGACGGUGAGUUCUGGGGUUUCAGUAUCUGACAAACGUGGAGAUGUAAGUUGUGAUUUGAGAGGAAUGGUGGCUCUGCUGGAAGCUGAAAGUGGGGUCACUUGCUUUAUCUCCAGGAUGCGAUCGCUGCUUCGUGUGCAGUGGCAAUGCUGUGCCUGGGCUGUACCCGUCUCCUCAUGAGGAGAGUGGGGUUUGCUUUAGUUUUGUUUUGUUUUCCUGGGUUAUACAGCGGAAAUUAAUCCCUGAUGCUCUGAUCACACUUUUAAAUACUUAAAUUGGAAGACAGGGAACUAACAAAACACUCCACUUUGUUUUCUGUUGACUUAUCUCUGCUUGAUAAAAGGAAAAGCAAACACUAACAGGCUUAUUCAGAGACUUCAGUAUUGCUUGGUUUUUUUUUAUUCUAUCAGUUUGUCCUAUGUUAACAGGAAUUUUUCACAUUAAAGGGCUGGUAGACCGGAAAUUGUGUUUAUUUUAAAGUGCUGUCUUUUAUUGUAACUUAAAAUAGAAAUGUAUUUUUGACUGUACGUUAUCUCUAGGGACAAACAACAUACAUCUGAUAAGAUGGUUACCCAAAUCUUCUCGCCAAUAUUUUCUCAUUCAUGUACUUUUACAUAAAUUAUUUGAAUUCGACAACAUAUUUUGUAUUGUCUUCAAUUAAAUUGUUGAACUUUAUGUAAACGUUUGUACUACAGCAAAGCUCUUCUGUGUUUCUUUAUUAGACCAGAUGCUGGAGGGGAAAUGUUAAUAAUAUCCUGUGGGUAUUCAACCUCACUUAAGGAAACAGGAAUUUAUUAUUUAAGUUAUCAACAGGUGGUUCUUUGUCACUGUCGUAGGAGAUACCUCAGUGGAGUGUCACUUCUGUCUCUUGAUGCUUGAAAGAGUGAUUUAAACAAUUAAAAUGCUUGCAUGGUAAAUUAGCGGUGUUUGCAAUUGCUAUUAGUAAGAAGUCCACUUGCACGUGAACUUCUGGAAUUAACUGAGUUUUUGUAUGCAAACUAAGCCUUUUUGAACUUUCGAGCUCUUAAUUUUGUUUCCCUCCUCGGUCAGUCCCUUUUGUGGAUGUCUGAGCAUGAAGAAAUGCUGUGAGUAAAACCUCUGUACUGGGAGGAUGGUCUCGUCUCACUUUGGCAGCCUGUCAGCCUGUAUGGGUGGUUGUUGUUUUACUCUCUUCUGAUUGCAUUCUGUAUUAGAACUCUUCAUUAGUGUUCAGAGAGUCUAUUGCACUGCUAGCCAACACAUUUCCCUCUUCCCUCUUUUAUAUGGUCUAGUGACAAGCUGACAGAGCAACAGUAUAUAAACUGAAGACCUUAAUAAAGUAUUGAGGAAUUAUCA